AUGGAGAAGUAUCUUAAAGGGGGAAAAAGUAGUCCAGUUUCCAUUGUGUUGGCGGAUACAAAAGAGAUUCUUAAAAUCCAUCCAAGUCUUUACCCACAAGAAGAUAAAUUGGUCUGGGGAGGCACCAAAUCAGAGAAGACAUAUAAAGAAUUUUGGGAAGCUACUUCUUCAGUUAGUCAGACUCAUCAUCAAUCUAAGGAUUGCUAUUCAACUCAGCAGAUUUCAUCAAGCUCUCGUUGGACUCCUCCUCCACCUGAUGUUACUAAAAUCAAUUGUGAUGCUGCAUGGAAUAGUAAGACAAAACAUGGAGGCAUAGGUAUUAUUCUUAGAGAUGAGUCUGGCUUUCCUAUUUCAGCCUACUCUUGCGGUAUUCAAUGUGAUUCAGCACUUAUUGGAGAAGCAUAUGCUAUCCGAUCUGGACUUCUACAUGCGGCUACACUUGGCUUUACCCGCAUGAUGGUUGAAUCGGAUUGUCAAAAACUGAUUAAUCAGUUAUGCGCAGGAUCACAAUUGGAGACUGAAAUUUAUAACAUCUGUCAUGAUAUAUUUUGUUUGCAAAAGACUUUUGUUUCUUGUAGUUUUUCUUUUGUUCCAAGAUCCUCCAAUACUGUGGCAGAUUCCUUGGCCAGGGCGGCCCUAUCGGUUGAGUCUCCGAUUCUGUGGCCAAGUACCUCUCAGUGGCUUUUGCAACUCUGUAAUGCAGAUGCUACUGCGUGUAAUGACUCUUCUCAUCAAUAA
Telopea speciosissima is the source of this 738-nucleotide messenger RNA. RefSeq lists its product as uncharacterized. The record is from RefSeq and is a predicted model, not a curated record. Gene Ontology annotation, molecular function: RNA-DNA hybrid ribonuclease activity; nucleic acid binding. The transcript has 3 exons. The coding region runs from base 1 to 738 and encodes 245 amino acids. NCBI's taxonomy places the organism in Eukaryota, Viridiplantae, Streptophyta, Magnoliopsida, Proteales, Proteaceae.